This is a messenger RNA of Rhodotorula graminis WP1, 10809 nucleotides long. RefSeq lists its product as uncharacterized. Gene Ontology annotation, molecular function: protein binding; transcription coregulator activity. Gene Ontology annotation, biological process: regulation of DNA-templated transcription; DNA repair. Gene Ontology annotation, cellular component: SAGA complex; nucleus; NuA4 histone acetyltransferase complex. The transcript has 16 exons. NCBI's taxonomy places the organism in Eukaryota, Fungi, Basidiomycota, Microbotryomycetes, Sporidiobolales, Sporidiobolaceae. The record is from RefSeq and is a predicted model, not a curated record. The coding region runs from base 1 to 10809 and encodes 3602 amino acids.
AUGGGUCCACCGAGCUCGAGCAGCGCCGGCAGGGCUUCCUCAAGGCCCGCCCUCCCCGGCACCUUUGGCCAGGGCUCCCCGCUCGAGGGCCAGAGCUUCGAGACCAUCGCCGACAAACUCAAGGACAACUCGCUCGACUUCAAGGUCAAGACCAACCUCGCCACCGAGCUGCGCGAUGUCAUCGACAUGUACCAGAAGGACCUCGACCUCGGCCGCCUGUUCGAGGUCCUCCUCCCCUGCUUCACCGACAUCCUCAGGACGGGCAAGCCGUCCUUCGUGUCGACCUCGGGCGAGCACAAACUGCGCAACCUCCUCAUCCAGAUCCUCCACCGCCUGCCGCAUGUCGAGCCGCUGCGCCAGCACGCCUCGUCCCUCAUGUCGCUCCUCCUCCAGCUCCUGCGCGUCGAGUCCGAGGACAACGCCGUCCUGUGCAUGAAGGUCAUCAUCGACCUGCACCGCACCUACUCGCGCCCGCCGCCGCCCUCGUCGUCGCAGCCCGUCCCCGACGGCACGCCCGACCCGACCGUCGCCCAGAUCGAGGCGAGCGUCGACGAGUUCCUCGAGAUCGUCGCCGACCUGUUCAAGAACAUGGGCAGCGUCGUCGAGGAGACGUUCCGCGACUCGCGCCAGACGCGCUCGCAAGGACCGGCCGGGUCCGGCGCCCAGAGCGACGCCCAGUCGCCGUCGUCGGUCGGCCCGCCGAGCAUCGAGGGCGAGGGCGGCGCCGGCGGCGGUCCCGUCGUGCACGCGCCGGCCAUGCGCAGCUUCAAGCUCCUCCAGGACUGCCCGGCGUCAAUCGUCUUCAUCUUCCAGACGUACCGCCCGCUCGUCAACAAGGCCAUCACGAUCUUUGUCCCGCUCGUGUUCGAGUUCAUCCAGAUGCAGGCCGAGCCGCAGCGCCGCAAGCACGAGUCAAUGGACCCGGGCAAGUCGUGGGUCGGCAUCUGCCCCGAGAUCCCCAAGGACAAGCGCGGCGCGUUCCAGGACAUGGUCAUGGCCCAGACCAAGACGAUGUCGUUCCUCGCCUACAUCCACCGCGUGUCCAACACGGCGCUCCAGGCCUACCUCAACGUCCUGCCCGAGAUCGCUGUGCGCCUCAUGAAGGACUGCCCGUCCGAGGCCGUCUCGAUGAAGCGGGACCUCAUCAUCGCGACGCGGCACAUUCUCCAGAGCGACCUGCGCACGGCGUUCCUGUCGCAGAUCGACACGCUCCUCGACGAGCACGUCCUGACGGGCAACAGCGUCACCGGCCACGAGAACCUGCGCCCGCUCGCCUUCUCGAUGCUCGCCGACCUCAUCCACCACUGCCGAGCCGACCUCACCCUCCCGCAACUGUCGCGCGUCGUCCACACCUACUGCGCCAACGUGCACGACCCGACCCUCGCGAGCGCGAUCCAGACCAUGUGCUCCAAGCUCCUCCUCAACCUCAUCGACCCGAUCGCGAGCAAGGAGCCACAGGAGGCCGUCAAGAUCCUGCAGCGCAUCCUCCUCGCCUUUGUCGCGCGCAUGGAGGCCAUGGCCGAGGUGCGCGACGAGUGGGCCAAGUGGAGCAAGGGCCGCGAGCCGCUCGCCGUCACGGUCGACAAGGUGCGCGAGCGCGAGACGGACCGCCGCGCGUGGGCCGCGAGGAGGAAGGACAAGGGCAAGGGCAAGGCGAUCGAGGGCGACGGCGACGAGGACGAGCAGAUGGAGGACGGCGACGCGGCGGCGUCGGCGACGGCGACGGUCAAGGCGGGCGGCGCGGCCAAGGCCAAGGCCAAGGCCAAGGGCAAGGGCAAGAAGGUCGACAACGGCGACGACGAGGGCGACGUCAAGAUGGACGUCGACGGCGACGAGGCGACCAAGGACGGCGACGACCAGGGCGACGAGGACAGCAAGAAGCGCAAGAUGGCCGGCGAGGAGGCCGACCCGUCCGCCUCGACCUCGAACUCGAAGAAGGCCGGCGCAGGCGCCGCCGCCGCCGCCGCCGACGAGGACGACGAGCCCGCCGAGCUCGCGCUUGACGACGUCGACAUCGAGCGCGCAAAGCCCAUCAAGAAGGCCGUCGUCAUGGUCGACCCGGGCCCUGACCCGGUCAAGGACGCCCGGUUCCUGUACCGCAACCUCCUGUUCGGGUUCAAGACGCUCGGGCUCGCGCUCAACCGCAUGGGCGGCCAAGGGCCCGACGCCGAGCUCAUGUGCCGGUUCUUCGACGCCGCCGUCAAGUGCAUGGUGCUGUUCGACCCGGCGCGCGACCAGGGCCGCGAGCAGAAGGAGGUCAUGGAGGUCCUCACGUCGACGCUCGUCCAGACCGAGCUCGUCAUCUUCCAGGAGGUCAUCGAGAGCCGCAUGGGCUUCUUCUUCGACGAGCUCAUCCGGAACCACGAGCUCCUCGUCAUCCCGCAGUCGCUCCUGUCGAACGAGAACGUGUCGCAGCACUUUGUCGCCAUCCUGUUCCGGUUCCUGUCGGCUCGCCUCCCCGACCUCGGCAACAACCACAAGGAGAACACGAGCGUCAUGCUGCGCCUGUACAAGAUGUCGUUCAUGGCCGUCACCAUCUUCCCGGAGAAGAACGAGCCGGUCCUGUUGCCGCACCUGUCGAACCUCAUCAUGAACUCGCUCAAACUCGCGAGCCAGGCGGCCGAGCCCAACUCGUACUACCUCCUCCUGCGCGCCCUAUUUCGGUCGAUCGGCGGCGGCCGGUUCGAGAUCCUGUACAACGAGGUCCUGCCGCUCCUGCAGACGCUCCUCGAGCAGCUCAACGCGCUCCUCAAGUCGGCCGACAAGUCGCGCAAGGACCUGUUCGCCGAGCUCAUCCUCACGGUCCCCGUCCGCCUCUCGGUCCUCCUCCCCUACCUGUCGUACCUUAUGCGGCCCCUCGUCCACGCCCUCCAGGCGGGGAGCGAGCUCGUCAGCCAGGGCCUGCGCACCCUCGAGCUGUGCGUCGACAACCUCACGCAAGAGUUCCUCAACCCGCUCUUUGCGCCCGUCAUCGACGAGGUCAUGGUCGGCCUGUGGCGCCUCCUGCGCCCGCUCCCGUUCAACCACCAGCACGCGCACACGACGAUGCGCAUCCUCGGCAAGAUCGGCGGCCGCAACCGCAAAGGGUUCGACCCGCCCAAGCUCGAGUGGAAGCCGGUCGGGCCCGAGGCGCUCCUCAACGUCAAGUUUGAGGGUAAGGACGCGGCAAUCCGGAUCGGGCCCAUCGUCGACGUCGCCCUCAAGAUCAUCAAGCGCGGCGACGUCCACUACCGCCGCGUCGCGUACCAGUUCCUCAAGUACUCGGUCGCGUGCUUCCUCCGCCAGGGCCUCCCGUCGGGCGAGCCCGAGACGACCUUUGGCAGCGUCCUCAAGGGCCUGUACGACGCGACCCGGGUCGACGACUUUGCCGACGAGGCCAACAAGUACAUGCUCGACCUCGCGCGCCUCAUCUUCGCGUUCGAGCUCGGCAAGGACCUGCCCGAGAACCCGGUCCAGGCGCGCCAGUCGAUGCCCCUCUCGUCGGCGUUCGUCGACGCCGUCAUCGAAAACCUGUGCACGGUCGAGACGCCCGACCUGAGCAAGGCGGCGGCGCAGACCAAGGCCGUCAUCGAGGUCCUCAUCUCGCGCCGCACGGUCGACGCCGCCGGCGUCAGCGGUCGCCUCGACGCGGCGACGUCGCUCCUGCACCAGAUGGGCUCGCGCCUCGCGUCGCACUGCUACGACCCGUCGUGGCAGCGCAAGACGGGCGCCGCGAGGGGCAUGUCGCUCCUCAUCUCGGACGUCGGCGUCGAGACCAAGUGGGUCAUCGAGCACGAGAUCGAGUUCACGCGCGCUCUCCUGUUUGCGCUCAAGGACAUGCCCGGCGAGGCGCCGUCCAACGCCGACAUGGUCGUCGACACGCUCCUCCACCUCGUGCGCGUGUGCAGCAAGACGACGACGCCCGAGGAGAAGCAGGCGUCGCGCACGACCCUCAACUACCUCGUCGGCCUCCUCCUCGUCGAGGUGAGCAGCCAGGUCGCGCCCGUCCGCGACGCCGUCAAGCGCGCGCUCAAGAUCGUGUCCGAGGAGGAGGGCAAAUCUCUCACCGAGAUGCUCACGCCCGUCAAGGACCGCCUCCUCGGCCCCAUCUUCACCAAGCCCCUGCGCGCGCUCGGCUUCACGAUGCAGAUCGGCCACAUCGACGCCGUCACGUACUGCAUCACGCUCGACCCGCCCCUGAUCGAGGUCGACGACCAGCUCGUGCGCCUCUUGCACGAGGCGCUCGGCAUCGCCGACGCCGAGGACGUCGCGCUCCUCGGCGGCAAGAUCACGAGCAAGACGACGGCGCCGCUCACGCAGCUGCGCGUCGUCUGCGUCCAGCUCCUGUCGGCCGCGCUCGCCAACCCGCAGCUCAACACGCCGCCGUACAAUCAGACGCGGAUCCGCGCCCUGUCGGUCUACUUCAAGCUCCUGUACUCAAAGGCGCCCGAGGUCGUCGACGCGGCGUACCAGAGCCUCAAGCAGGUCAUGCUCGCCCAGGGCAAGCUCCCCAAGGACCUCCUCCAGACCGGCCUCAAGCCCGUCCUCAUGAACCUCGCCGACCACAAGAAGCUCUCGGUCGCCAGCCUGCACGGUCUCGCCCGCCUCCUCGAGCUCCUCACCAACUACUUCAAGGUCGAGAUCGGCCAGAAGCUCGUCGACCACUUCCGCAGCCUCGCCGUCCCGGCCGACAUCCUGCGCGCGACGGCCAAGCAGCCCUCGGAGGACGGCGAGCUCGAGGUCAUGGCCGCCAUCACCAACAUCUUCCACCUCCUGCCGCACCCGGCGGCCGGCCAGUACCUCGACGACGUCAUCGAGAUGGUGGUCCAGGUCGAGCGCCUCCUCAAGAAGCUCAAGGCGAGCAUCUUUACGCCGCCGCUCGCCAAGUUUCUCGCGUUGCACCCCGAGAAGGCGACCAUGUUCUUCUUCGGCCGCCUCGCCGAGGAGCGUUACGUCCCAACGUUCCGCGCCAUCCUCGCGUCCGAGCACGCGCAGCCGAUCCGCGACUGGAUCGAGGCCAACGCCGAGUCGCUCAUCCAGCCGUGCCUCGACAAGGACGGCGACGUCGGGUACCACGCGGCGCUCGUCAUCCGCGAGCUCGCCGGCGUCGACGCUCGGUGGCUCGUGCGCUGCGACAAGGUCCUGCCGGCGCUCAUCACGCGGUGGGUGUCCGACAUCCGCCGCACGCGCCUGCGCCGGCAAGGGCUCCCGCACGUCCAGCAGCUCAAGGAGGACGCCGUCGUCGUCGAGGUCUUUACGGGCUACCUCGAGCAGGUCGAGCACAUCGACCUCCUGUUCCACCUCGUCGAGGCGUACACCUACCUGACGUCGGCCGACCACACGGCCCUGUCGCGGUUCCUCAACCGCCACGUCGCGCUCAGCACGGGCGUCGAGUUUCGCCGCCAGGUCCUCGACCGGUUCCUCGACAUCUACGAGAACCCGGUCGUCAAGAGCGCGCACAAGUCGGCGGCGCUGCGCCUGCUCGUCAACCCGAUCCUCCUCGUGUCGCACUCGCGCGGCGAGCGCGAGGAGGGCCUCCUCGACGCGUCGUUCGUCACCAAGGUGCACGCCAAGGUGUGGCACCCGCUCGUCCAGCCGCCGAGCGAGUUCGGCACGCUCGACGACGAGGAGCUGCGGGUCGAGCUGUGCCACAUGUCGACGAUCCUCAUCCGCACGGCGCCCAAGCUCCUCGACGCCGUCAAGAAGGACGUCAUCAAGUUCGGCUGGAUGAGCAUCCGGUUCGACGACAUCACGGUGACGCAGACGGCCUACAUCCUCAUCGCGACGUUCCUCGCCGCGUACGAGUCGCCGGCCAAGAUCGUCGGCCAGAUCUACGUCGCCCUCCUGCGCGCGCACCAGCCCGAGGCGCGCCAGCUCGUCCGCGAGGCGCUCGACAUCCUCGCGCCGGCGCUCCCGCAGCGCAUGCCCGGCGGCGCGCCGUCGGCCCCGGGCCAGAUCCCCGGCUGGGCCUACUUCACGCGCAAGACGCUCAUCGAGGAAGGGUCGACCAUGUCGCUCCUCGUCAACAUCUACCAGCUCAUCGUCCGCCACCCCGACCUGUUCUUCGUCGCGCGCGACCAGUUCUUCCCCCACAUCGUCGCCUCGCUCGCCAAGCUCACCCUCAGCUCGACGACGACCGACACGCGCGUCCUCACGCUCGACGUCAUCGAGGUCAUCCUCAAGUGGGAGAAGAAGCGCGUCGAGCUCGCCAAGCAGGACGAGGCGCGCAUGGACGUCGAGGGCCCGAGCGGCACUGCCGCCGCCCCCGACGCCGACGCCGGCGCCGCCGUCGAGCGCUCGCCCAAGCGCACCAAGACCGAGCGCGGCGCGUCGCGCGCCCCGUCGACGGCGAGCAGCAGCGCAAACGCGACCUACGUCCCGCCCCAGUCGCUCCGGGACCAGGUCGUCAACAACCUGCUGCGGUUCAUCUCGAACUCGCAGGAGCCGGUCCAGCGCAACAACCUCGUGUACCGCGCCCUCGCCCUCUUGCGCGAGCUCAUCGGGCCGGGCGUGUGGGGCGAGAGCAACGUCAAGCUGUCGUUCUUCCAGCGCACGUUCGCCCACGACGUGACGGACGAGACGCUCAGCCAGCUGUGCAACUCGGCCGAGGUCCUCAACGUCGUCAGCUCGUACAAGCCGUCCGAGUGGCACGUCCAGAACGUCGCCGUCCUGCACGGCAUCGUCGAGAAGGGCUUCACGAGCGGCGAGAUGCGCCUCACGUCGAGCCUGCGCCCCGUCGUCGAGCGCCUGUUCGACCACCUGCCGCGCAACGUGACGGCCGACUCGACCGACGUGCCGCCGGCCGCCAAGGCGUUCAUCGAGUGGGCGCGCACCACGGUCGACGAGGGCCUGCGGGCCAUGUACAACCUGCCGGCCGUCAUCCUCAUCCUCCAGUCGUGGUCCAAGGUCGAGCCCGAGCGCAUCGACGGCUUCGUGCCGGCCCUGAUCCGCGUCUUUACGCGGUACCUCAAGGAGCACACGGCGUCGACGACGGUCGUCUCGUCGGUCGACCCCAACCUGCGCCUCCUCGUGUCGAGCCUCGACGUCCUGCGCCAACGCGUGUCGCACCUCGGCGAGCAGCGGCGGUGGUUCCUGAGCGGCAUCGUGCAGCUCGUCGAGAAGUCGAGCAACAUCGACGUGUGCCGGUUCCUCCUCCAGAUGGUCCGCAAGUGGGUCUUUGACAAGGACGAGCCGUUCCCGACGCUCAAGGAGAAGGCCGGCAUCCUCGCCAAGAUGACGGCGUUCGAGAACCGCAACAGCGAGGCGCUCCAGAAGGACUUCCUCAACCUCAUCCUCGACGUCUACACCGACCCGGCCCUCGCGCGCAGCGAGCUCACGCUCCGCCUCGAGCCCGCCUUCCUCAUGGGCUGCAAGGUCCGCGACCCGGUCAUCCGGUCCAAGUUCCUCGCCACGUUCGACAAGAGCCUCGCGACCGGCCUGUUCAGCCGCCUGCACUACAUCCUCGGCGUCCAGAGCUGGGAGACGCUCUCCGAGACGUACUGGAUCCACCAGGCGCUCGACCUCCUCCUCGGCGCCGUCGACACCAAGGACCCGCUGUUCGUCCCCGGCGCGUCGCUCGAGGGCGUCAAGGACGCGCCCGUCGACUUUGCCGAGCAGCUCGAGUCGUACUCGACGGGCGAGCUCCUCGCCGCAGCGCGCAAGCUCCUGUACGCCGACCCCAACGCGACGCACGCGACGUGGAUCUCGACGUUCAAGACGGCGUGGUCGUGCCUCGCCCGGCCCGAGCAGCGCCACCUGACCGAGUUCCUGGUGUCGCUCCUCGUCAAGGAGUACCACCUGCGCAGCGUCGACCGCCGCCCCAACGUCAUUCAGACGCUCCUCCAGUCGGCGUUCGCGUGCUCGCCGGCGCUCGUCCUCCCGCCGCACGUCGUCCGGUAUCACGCUCGCACGUUCAACGCCUGGUACACCGGCAUCGAGCUCCUCCAGGACACGCUCGAGAACCCGCGCGAGUCGGACCCGGUCAAGGAGACGGCCAUGGACGCCCUCACCGAGCUGUACGCCGAGCUGAGCGAGGACGACCUCCUGUACGGCCUGUGGCGUCGUCGCGCCGCGUACAACGAGACGAACUCGGCCCUCAGCUGGGAGCAGAUCGGCCAGUGGGGCCAGGCGCAGGUCCUUCACGAGUCGGCCCAGAUCACCGCCCGCAGCGGCGUCAUGCCGUUCACCGAGUCCGAGCUCGCCUUGUGGGAGGACCACUGGAUCAACACGGCGCAGAAGUUGCAGCAGUGGGACGUUCUGAACGACAUGGCCAAGAACGAGGGCAACAAGGAGCUCCUCCUCGAGUGCGCGUGGCGGCUCGCCGACUGGAACCAGGAGCGGCCCAUGAUCGAGGACGCCCUGUCGUCGAUGAACCCGGUCCCGACGCCGCGCCGGCGCGUGUUCGAGACGUACCUCGCGCUCCUCGCCGCCUACUCGGCCAAGACGCAGGACGAGGCGACCGCCGCCAAGAAGGCGUUCGCCAAGCUGUGCGACGAGGGCGUCCAGCUGUCGCUGCGCAAGUGGUACUACCUGCCCGAGACGGUGACGCAGGCGCACUACCCGCUCCUGCAGACGUUCCAGCAGUUUGUCGAGCUGCAGGAGACGCAGCAGAUCUUUGCGAGCCUCGCCGGCACCAACGCCAACAACCUCGACACGCGGUCCGCCGAGCUCAAGAGCAUCGUCGGCACGUGGCGCGACCGCCUCCCGAACCUGUGGGACGACAUCAACGUGUGGAGCGACCUCGUCGCGUGGCGCCAGCACGUCUUUUCGGCCAUCAACAAGGCGUACCUGCCGCUCGUGCCGCCGCCGAACGCGCCGGGCGCGCCGCAGAACGCGAGCUCGUUCGCGUACCGCGGCUUCCACGAGACGGCCUGGAUCAUCAACCGGUUCGCCCACGUCGCGCGCAAGCACCACCUGAACGAGGUGUGCAUCACGUCGCUCACCAAGAUCUACACCCUGCCCAACAUCGAGAUCCAGGAGGCGUUCCUCAAGUUGCGCGAGCAGGCCAAGGCGCACUACCAGAACCCGUCCGAGUUGGCGUCGGGCCUCGAGGUCAUCAACAACACGAACCUCAUGUACUUCAACGGCCCGCAAAAAGCCGAGUUCUUCACGCUCAAGGGCAUGUUCCUCGCCAAGCUUCACCUGCACGACGAGGCCAACCAGACGUUCAACCUCGCCGUCUCGAUGGACAUGAGCUUCCCCAAGGCGUGGGCAGAGUGGGGCGAGUACCACGACCGCAUGUUCAAGGAGAACCCGGCCGACCUCACCAUCGCCGCCAACGCCGUCAGCUGCUACCUCCAGGCCGCCGGCCUGUACAAGAGCGCCAAGGUCCGCAAGCUCCUCGUCCGCAUCCUGUGGCUCCUCAGCCUCGACGACGCCGCCGGCACCAUCUCCAAGGCGUUCGACAACUACAAGGGCGAGAUCCCGACGUGGUACUGGAUCACGUUCGUGCCGCAGCUCCUCCUCACGCUCUCGCAGCGCGAGGCGCGCUACGUCCGUGUCAUCCUCCUCAAGAUCGCCAAGACCUACCCGCAGGCCCUCUUCUUCCAGCUCCGCACGACCCGCGACGACCUGUCGCUCGCCAAGCGCCAGUGGCAGGCGCAAGAGCACGCCAAGAUGCAGCAGCUCAAGCGCCAGCAAGAGCAGCAGGCGGCGGCCAACGGCGAGGCGCCUCCUGUCGCCGACUCGUCCGAGGGCGGCGGCGUCGACGGCGCGCCGAGCAUCGUCACGCCCGGCGGGACGCAGGUCGCAGGCGCACCCGCACCCGGUCCGCGCCACCCGUGGGACUACAUCGAUGAGAUCAUGGCGGUCCUCAAGACGGCGUUCCCGCUCCUCGCCCUCUCGAUGGAGAUGAUCGUCGACCAGAUCUCGAGCCGGUUCAAACCGACGCCGGACGAGGACAUCUACCGCCUCAUCAGCGCCCUCCUCGCCGACGCCCUGUCGCAGUACAUCCAGCGCGCCCAGAACCCGGCCGACGACGGCCUCCUGCCGCAGACGACCAACACCAACAUCGCCCGCUUCGCCGAGAGCCUGCACCCGACGCACGUCAAGGCCCAGUUCGAGAAGGACUUCCUCACGACCAAGCCGACGCUGCGCGAGUACGUGCAGCGCCUGCAAGACUGGCGUGACCGGUACGAGUCGAUGCUCAACAAGAAGCCCAAGCGCGCGAGCCUCGAGGCGUCGUCGCACUGGCUCGUCGAGUUCCAGUACCAGAAGUUCGACGAGAUCGAGGUCCCGGGCCAGUACCUCCAGCACGAGGACAACAACAACAACUUCGUGCGCAUCAGCCACUUCGCCAACAAGUACGACGUCAACCGCGGCACGGGCGUCUACUACCGCCGCCUCACGAUCCUCGGCCAGGACGGCAGCGUCCACCAGUUCAUGAUCCAGAUCCCGGCCGUCCGCACUUCUCGUCGCGAGGAGCGCAUCAUGCAGCUCUUCCGCAUGCUCAACUGCACGCUCGCCAACCGCAAGGAGUCGCGCAAGCGCAACCUGCAGUUCACGAUCCCGGUCGUCGUCCCGCUUUCGCCAAGCGUCCGCAUCAUCGAAAACGACGCGUCCAUCACGUCGAUGCAGGAGAUCCUCGAGCAACACUGCGACGAGCUCGGCCUUCGCAAGGAGGACCCGAUCCUCGCCGUCACCGAGCGCCUGCGCACCCUGCACCGCCAAGAGCCACCUCUCGACAAGGCCCAGAUUUGGAGCGCUCGGCAAGAGAUCCUCGACGAGGUCGCCUGCAAGAUGGUGCCCGACGACGUCCUCAAGAAGUACCUGGUCCGGUCGAUGUCGAGCUCGAGCGACCUGUGGCACCUGCGCAAGCACUUAAAACCUUAG